GCGUCAGCGCAGCGGCAGUCCAGUGUCAGCUUCCGACGCGUACGGUUGCGUCUUGGUAGCAUUUGCAUCAUUAACAGUGCGACAAAUAAAAUAUUUCAAGAGACAAACUGACUACGAAAAAGGGAAACAUUGAUUUCAGUUUCCACAAAAUUAAUAUAAGGUGUAUGCUAAUUUAACGGACCAGUGGUGAUAUAUCAGUAUGAUAUAUGUAAUUGCUUUGUCGGUGAUAGCAGGUGCUCUAGGCCUGUAUUAUUACCUUUUUAAGGAUUUGAAUUACUUCAAGAAACAUGGUAUACCGCAUAAGCCGCCUCUUCCUAUAGUGGGAAAUAUGGGAUCAUCGUUUAUGCGCCUUCAAUCGGUAGCCGACCUUGUGAAGGAAAUUUACAACUUAAAUCCUGAAGCAAAGUAUGUUGGCAUAUUUGACAUGACUGUUCCACUUGUAAUGCUCCGCGAUCCCGAGCUUAUUAAAUCUAUCACGUUAAAACACUUCGAAAUGUUCCGGGAUCAUCGCACUUUCGUGGACGAAACUCAAGAUCCGUUAUUUGGCAAAAAUCUUUUCUCUCUUCGCGGAGAGAAAUGGCGGCAAGUACGAUCUUUAUUGAGCCCAGCCUUUACAUCCAGUAAAAUGAAAAACAUGUUUAAGCUCAUGUCGGAUUGUGGCGUCAAUUUCGCUAAUAAUUUAGCGCAACUUCCUUCAGAUCAGAAGAUAAUUCAAGUGAAAGAUGUCUUUACGAGGUAUACUAAUGACGUGAUUGCUACUUGCGCUUUUGGCAUUAGUGUUGAUUCUAUGAAAGACCCAAAGAAUGAAUUCUAUGUAUAUGGUAAAGAAGCGACCAAUUUCAACAUUAUUGCCUUAAUAAAGAUAUACGUAUUUAGAAGCUUACCUACGUUAGCACGAUUAAUCAAAUUGAAAUUUAUCCGUCAGAAAAUAGCAGAUUUCUUCCGAAACCUCGUACAAAACACAAUAAAAAUCAGGGACGAGAAAGGUAUCGUCCGUCCUGAUAUGCUGCAAUUGAUGAUGGAAAGUAGGGGUAAAGAGGGUAAGGCAGAAUUGUCUGUCGAUGAUAUGGUAGCGCAGGCAUUUAUCUUUUUCUUUGGUGGCUUCGACAGUACUUCAACAUUGAUGUGUUUUGCCGCUCAUGAAAUCGCGGUAAACCAAGAUAUACAAGAGAAACUUCAAAAGGAGAUUGACCAGGUCUUGGAAGAUACAAAUGGACAAGCACCUUACGAAGCGGUUAAUGGCAUGGAAUAUUUAGAUGCUGUGAUCAACGAAGCUCUCAGAAUGUAUCCGGUUGCUGUAGCAAUGGACAGAUUAUGCGAACAAGAUUUCGAGCUGCCUCCGGCACUACCAGGGAUGAAACCUUUUACGAUCAAAAAAGGACAAGGCGUAUGGAUACCGGUUUAUGGACUACAGCAUGAUCCGAAUUACUUUGAGGAGCCAGAGAAGUUUGAUCCGGAACGGUUUCGUGGUGAACGGAAGAAGGACAGUCUCAACUGCGGAGCCUACUUUCCUUUCGGUCUUGGCCCCAGAAUGUGCAUAGGUAAUAGAUUCGCGUUGCUGGAGACAAAGGUUCUACUUUUUCAUCUAUUGGCCCGUUGCGAUUUGAAAAUUUGCGAGAAGACGCCAAUACCACUCAAGAUCGCCAAGGACGGCUUCAACAUGAAGCCUGAAGGUGGUUUCUGGCUCAAGGUGCAGCCAAGGAAAAAUAUACAUCGCACUCUUGAAACCAAUCUUGUUAAUGGAACGCACUAAAUAGAAAAUGGAAACAAUAGCACAAAAACGAAUACGAAACAAGAUAUUUCUUAGUCCAGCAAGAAGCUACUAACGUUGCUGCAAAUGCAAGAAUUAGCGAUAUUCUUGUAUUAGAAAUAUUUUUGGUGCAUUAAGCAUGGGUGUAUCAUGUUUUGUAAGUUUGUCACGAAAUGGAGAAAGAAGAGGGCAGGUGGAGAAUUAAUGAAAGAUUAAAUACUAAUUCUCACGUUACGAUGUUAUCGUAGCGAUCAAUUUUUAAUCCUUUUCUUGCAAUAUACUAAUUGUAUAAUUAUUGUUAUCAUAACAACUACUUGUAUCUUUCUGUUUCACUUCUUUGACUAGUGUAUAACAAAUACUUUCAUAAUCUUUUACAUUAAUACAAAAAUGUAUCAUGCACAGACAAGAGGCUAGAAAGAUAAGUAAGCGAUUACGUAAUUGUGGUUAAAAAGAAAAUCUAAUUGUACAUAAAAAGACAAAUAUAUGCUACAGAAAAAUAAUGAAGAAAAAACUUAUAAUGAUUUGUUAUACAUAUAAGACGCUAUUUCUUAACCUAUGUAUCUAUGAAAAAAUGUCUAUAUACAUAAAAUAUACAUUUUUUGAAUGUUGUAUAUUAGUUGAA
Molecule: messenger RNA, 2372 nt
Organism: Vollenhovia emeryi
Lineage: Eukaryota; Metazoa; Arthropoda; Insecta; Hymenoptera; Formicidae
Product: cytochrome P450 9e2-like
Exons: 2
Coding region: 200-1753 (517 amino acids)
Molecular function (GO): iron ion binding; monooxygenase activity; heme binding
Source: RefSeq, a predicted model, not a curated record